AUUGGUGCUUCCCAGCAAUCACGUCACGGGAGGUUAUUUAUGUAUUUAUUCCUUGGAAUUAUUAGGUCACACCGCUUACGAAAGGAAUUGGCGUAUACGCUGAAAAAACGGCUGUUUUAAACUGCGAUCUCUUCUGUGGUGUUUCCUUUAACUGCGGCUCAUCCAGCACUGCGGCUGUCCCCUCACCUGAACGCGUUCGUACUUGACUGCUAAAACACACGAAGAUUUCGUACUGCCGUCAGCUCCUAGAAAACAAGAAAUCUGCUUUCGAUAAGUUAGCACUGUCCCUGAGAUGCGCUCUGGACUUUUUGCGGCAAAAUUAUUGUGGAAGUGAGAUUUUUAACAUCACGGAAGCGGCAGUGUUUAUCUCUCCGACACAAUGGGGGUGCUGAUGUCCAAAAGGCAAAGUGUGGAGAAGGUGCAGAAAGUAAGUGUGGUUGUUUCAGCCUUUAAAGAAGGCCUUAAAGACAAGCCUGCAUUUGCCUGUCGGCCUGAGCAUCCGAAUUCUACCCAAGAACAAAAUGCAAUACCUACUGAGACAAAAGCGCAAGAGAACGAUAAUGAAUCAAAGCAGGAGUCAUCUAGUUCCCACUUUACAGCUAAGGAUGAUGCAGCAACAGCCUGGUCCAGACUUCGUGAUGGCCGAGGUUUGGAGCCAGAGGAGAUUCAGUGGGCUCAUCAACUUACUCCUCCUGCAUUCAUCCGACCAAAACGAAAAAUUGAUGAUGAUCAGCCUGUUGAUAUUAAUUUGGAGGAACAAGAGCAGCUUGUUAAUGAUGAGAUGUGUGAAAUCUGUGAAGUGUGGACUGCUGAAGAUCUCUACCCAUGCCGUAUCUGCACUCGUGUGUUUCAUGAUGGCUGUCUGAGAGAAAUGGGUUACCUGCACAAAAAGAACCUUCAGCAUCUGACUGAAACUGCACAUACUGCUACUGGGUGGAGUUGUUAUUACUGUGAUAAUGUUAAUCUACUGCUUACAGAAGAAGAGAUGUACAAUCUUAUGGACACAUUCAAAAAAUGCAAUAUCAUCCCAGAUUCCUGUCUUAGCUCUGAUGAGUUUCUGCACUACAAACACUUCGUUUCAAAGCAACAUUUUGGAAAGCAGAUGAGUGAAGAGAUGGAGGAGCAAGAGCUGAGACAGUUUUCUGCACUUGAACAGAGGGGCGAAAUUGAAUGGAUGGACUUUCUCUACCAUGAGUCUUUAAUUGUCCUCAAAAAAUUUCGCAGUAAGAAUUCUUCAGUACGACUACUGACAGCAAAGGAGAGAGAUCGAGCUAGGGAUACAUUUAUCAGCCUUGACACAAAUGGCAGUGGACUUAUUACAAGAACAGACUUCAUGAAAGCACAGCAGACCUGGUUUCGAAAGCACACCAAAGGAUCACAGUCUUGCAAUGGAAGACUUUUUGGACUCUGCUCCCCAGUGUGGCAAUUAAGCAGUGAGAACAUUGGGAAGAUUUCUGCAGGCAGUGAAAUGGGCUCUAGAUGUGGAGAGACUAUAGAAAAGUCAACGUUACCCUCUUCGGACAACACGCAAGUGGACUGGAACACUUUCAUAAGUGAAAGCGCCAUCUUCAUUGUGGCAUCCCGUCCAAAUAAUGCUGCAAUUCACCUGCACCCUCUACUAUAAAUCUCAAGACAGAAAUAUUGCCAAAUGCUGGAAGAAGAGCAAGCAUUGAACAUUAGGCUAACCUGCUAUGGUUAUAAACUAGCACAAUAGUUUGAUUUAUGACAUUUGAUUAAGUACUUUUAGUAGAAUAGCCCAUACAUCCUUUAGAAAUAGAAGUGAUACUGUUUCACACACAAAUCAGAUUGGCACACUACUCCCUGAGCCUGGCAAUGCCAUUUUAUAUUGUUUCUUCAAACUCAUAACUUUAAAGUAAACAUACCAAAAGCUGCCUAGCAUAGAAUAUUCCACAUAAAUUCUAAUGACAAUCAUAUUUUGGAAGUAAAGAUUACUAACCAUUGGAUUGUGUAAGAGAGACUGCAAAAUACACCUUACAGAAAGAGACCAAUUUCUAUCCUUGUAAUGAAAGACUUCAGUUAAAUUAAGAACACACCUUGGGAGGCAUAUUAUUCUCAUCUCAUAAAAACCAAGUUACAACAUUCAGGUUUUUGACUGCUGUGUGCAUCUAGAAUCCCUUAUGGUGUUAAAACUAACUUCCACCUCUUAACUAAUGAUAGAUAUCAGGGCAAUCCCUCUACUCUCCCAAAGCAAGGUCAAAAACCCACAUAUAUAAGGUGCUUGUAUUUUAAAUACAAUAUAUUUUAUGGUAUGUUAAAAAAGUGUAUUUUGUGAGGUAACCCAAGUCUGUGAGAGCCAGUUUCCACUCUGAGGAAGUUUUGCAUGUUGGCUGAUAGGAAAUUAGGAGGGAUCCAUAAAUGACCUGCAUUUUAAGAAUAUUUGGUGACAAUUAGAAUUAUUACUCUUUCUGCUGUCAGCAGAAUGUCUCCUGUGGUCUACAGGAUAUGAUGUUCAACCAUUAUUAUAUAAGAACAUUUGGCCGUAUUCCAUACUCAAAUAAGAAACAGUGAUGAAAAAAACUGUUUUUACAAAUUAAAGAAUAUAUUGUUGUGGAGAAUCUGUGUAGGAAAAACCUAGUGUGAAAGUCUUUUGCAGCUAAUAAUUACAAAUACGUAUCUCCAGAAAAGCAGCAUUCAAUCAGGCUGUCUACAAAAAUGCAUGCAGAUUAAAUAUAUUAUUUCUUAUAGAUCAAUUUACUAACACUGCAAUCUUUAUACCUCGUGCAA
Messenger RNA from Erpetoichthys calabaricus (reedfish), 2745 nucleotides. It is a transcript of the gene phf24, whose product is annotated as PHD finger protein 24. Bases 380 to 1624 code for a protein of 414 amino acids. NCBI's taxonomy places the organism in Eukaryota, Metazoa, Chordata, Cladistia, Polypteriformes, Polypteridae. The record is from RefSeq and is a predicted model, not a curated record. The transcript is spliced from 9 exons. Gene Ontology annotation, molecular function: calcium ion binding.